AGGUACCCUACGUUACGCCUCCGUUAGGCUGUUUGUUAGGUACUGAAGGUGCUAGAGUUAGAGAUUCAAGUCACUUCUAAUCGAUCACGACAUUAUUAAUCCAUUAAUCCAGAACAAACUUUUGUGACCAACCCAUCGCCCGUGCCACCAUACCCGAGAGAUAUUUAAUAUCCAUCCUCCCUCGUUCUCCUUGCUGCCGUCUUGCAUUUUCAUCUGCGUCGCAUUUACAUCCAUAUCCAUACAUACGUACGAAGACGAACAUCGGAUCUACAAUCUCUCAUUCUGCCAAAUCAAAACCAACUGCGCAUCUCAUUACCCCGCCGACCCGCGCAUUCGCAUUCAUAUACCCCUCUAUUUUCCUCUUUCGCAACGCCGAUACAUAUUUAAUAUUUUCGCAAUGGCCGACUCAGAGCACACAUACAAGUUCAACGUUAGCAUGAGCUGCGGAGGUUGCUCCGGUGCUGUCAACCGUGUUCUCGGAAAGCUAGAGGGUGUCGAGAGCUACGAUGUCUCCCUCGAAAAGCAGGAGGCCAUUGUAAAGGCUAAGCCUGGUCUAGACUACGAAACCGUCCUGAAGACGAUUAAGAAAACGGGAAAGAAGGUCAACUCGGGUAGCGUUGACGGCGAGUCUCGCAGCAUUGAGAUCACGGAAUAAAGAGAUAACACUGGUUUGAGACGAGAGACUUGGAUCGACCGUCUAUGGACUGAGAUGUUUUCUCUUCUGUCCCGCUUAUGAAUAUGGAAUGAUCACGAAUCAAUCAGGCGUAGGAAAUAUGAAAGUCGAAAGGCUCGGCUGGGACUUGAUUUAUAGCCUGCUUUGCUUACCUUAGCAUAGCAUAUACUCGAUUUUAUAUAUAUGUUGUUUUCUGCGCCAACAAUAGAACAACAAGCCUUUGAUGCGGUUUGAUGAAUUAUAUUGUCGUCUAUCCUCUUCUAUUUGACUAUGUGUGAUGUAUAGGCUGGCUGUACACUUGUACAUGAAUAUCCAGAAGCCGACAGUCUGUAUGAGUGUAACUUGUUACAUACUCAGGU
Messenger RNA from Hypoxylon trugodes, 1032 nucleotides. RefSeq lists its product as uncharacterized. The record is from RefSeq and is a predicted model, not a curated record. The transcript has 2 exons. Gene Ontology annotation, molecular function: metal ion binding; copper chaperone activity. NCBI's taxonomy places the organism in Eukaryota, Fungi, Ascomycota, Sordariomycetes, Xylariales, Hypoxylaceae. Gene Ontology annotation, biological process: copper ion transport. The coding region runs from base 398 to 655 and encodes 85 amino acids. Gene Ontology annotation, cellular component: cytosol.